Messenger RNA from Aspergillus terreus NIH2624, 2151 nucleotides. Its product is annotated as 6-phosphofructokinase beta subunit. Gene Ontology annotation, cellular component: mitochondrion; 6-phosphofructokinase complex; cytoplasm. NCBI's taxonomy places the organism in Eukaryota, Fungi, Ascomycota, Eurotiomycetes, Eurotiales, Aspergillaceae. Bases 1 to 2151 code for a protein of 716 amino acids. The record is from RefSeq and is a predicted model, not a curated record. The transcript has 3 exons. Gene Ontology annotation, molecular function: monosaccharide binding; identical protein binding; fructose-6-phosphate binding. Gene Ontology annotation, biological process: canonical glycolysis; fructose 1,6-bisphosphate metabolic process; fructose 6-phosphate metabolic process.
AUGAUCCGUCCCCUGCUCUGGGAAGACGUGCGCGGGUUUCUCGCUCGAGGAGGCACCCUCAUUGGGUCCGCACGAUGCGCCCGGUUUCGCGAACGCGAGGGCCGACUCCAAGCUGCCAAGAACAUGGUCCUAUCGGGCAUUGACGCUCUGAUCGUUUGUGGCGGAGAUGGAAGUCUCACUGGCGCCGACUUGUUUCGCUCCGAGUGGUCUGGGCUGCUUAAAGAGCUCGUUGAAAUGGGCACUCUAUCGGCCGCGCAAGUCGCGCCUCAUCAGACGCUGAAUAUUGUGGGCUUGCUGGGCUCCAUCGAUAACGACUUCUACGGCACGGAUGCUACGAUCGGUUGCUAUUCGGCGUUGACGCGUAUCUGCGAGUCCAUUGACGCCGUCUUCGACACGGCCUCCUCCCACUGUCGGGGCUUUGUGAUCGAGGUCAUGGGGAGACAUUGCGGAUGGCUGGCGCUGAUGGCGGCCAUUGCCACGGGCGCGGAUUGGUUGUUUAUUCCUGAGCGGCCUCCUCGGGAGGGCUGGGAAGAUGAUAUGUGUUCGAUCAUUAUGAAGAAUCGCAAGCAAGGAAAACGACGCACCAUCGUGAUCAUCGCCGAAGGGGCGCAGGACAGCGAGUUGAAUCACAUCGCCUCGUCCACCGUCAAGGACGUCCUCAGCUCCCGCCUCGGUCUCGACACUAGAGUUACAGUACUAGGCCAUAUUCAGCGGGGCGGAACACCCUGUUUCUACGAUCGCUGGCUUGCAACCAUGCAGGGAAUCAAGGCCGUCCAGGCGGUACUGGAUAUGACCCCCGACACCCCUUCGCCAGUCGUGACUAUCCAGGAAGACAAAAUUGCGCUCUCCAAUCUUUCCGAAACUGUCGCUGGUACCAAGAAAGUCAGCCUUCACAUGCAAGCGAAAGAUUUCCAAGCAGCGAUGAAACUUCGGGACCCUGAGUUCUUAGAAUACCAUAAAGCCUAUCGGCAUUUGAACGCGGCUGACUAUCGCAAGAUGAUAGUCCCGCCGGAGAAGCAAAUGCGCGUUGCCAUCAUUCAUGUUGGAGGCCCCGCGGGGGGCAUGAAUCCCGCGACUCGUGCGGCUGUUGCUUACUGCUUGGCCAAAGGACAUACCCCCAUUGCAAUUCAUAACGGAUUCCCCGGUCUCUGUCGCCAUCAUGCAGACAAGCCCAUCGGGUCUGUGCGAGAAGUAGAAGUGUUAGAGUCGGACGAUUGGUUGAACCUUGGAGGGUCAGACAUCGGGACCAACUGCGGAUUGCCCUCGGAGGAUAUGCAUACGACCGCCAAGUGUUUCGAACUGUACCGGUUCGAUGCUCUCUUCGUGAUCGGCGGCUUCGAGGCUUUUACGGCGAUUAGCCAGCUCCGCCUGGCGCGCGAAGUGUAUCCUGCCUUCCGAAUCCCGCUUAUCCUUCUCCCGGCCAGCGUGUCCAAUAAUGUCCCCGGCACGGAAUACUCGCUGGGAAGCGAUACGAGCCUGAAUACACUGGUGACAUUCUGCGACGUCAUCCGACAGUCCGCCUCGUCGUCCGGCCACUGCGUCUUCGUGGUGGAAGCCCAGGGCGCCGACUCUGGAUACCUCGCGACACUGGCCGGGCUCGCCGUCGGAGCAGCGACGGUGUACACACCCGACCGGAAAAUUAACCUCGCCCGGCUGUCCGGCGAUGUGGCGUAUCUGCGUCAGCAGUUCGGACAAGACCACGGCGCCAACCAAGCUGGCAAGAUCAUCAUUCGCAACGAGCGCACCUCGCCCAUCUACACCACCGAGAUGAUCGCAAAGAUCCUGCAGGACGAGGGGAACAACCGGUUCCAAGCGCAGGGGGUGGUCCCGGGCCAUUUCCAGCAGGGGGGACAUGUGUCACCUAUCGACCGCAUCCGCGCGUUUCGCAUGGCUGUCAAAUGCAUGGAACAUUUAGAGAGUUUUGCUGGCCGUUCGGCGGAUGAGAUCAUGGCCGAUGAGGAUUCUGUCACUGUUAUUGGAUUUAAAGACUCGCAUGUGCAACUCUCGCCUUUUGGCGGAUUGACUGGCGUGGAGGCCACUGAUACGAACUGGGCGCACCAGCGGCCGGUCCACGAGCCCUGGUUGAAGCUUCAACACGUCGUGGACGCAUUGUCAGGAAGAGCCUCUAACGGGGGUGUCUUAGGGGCGUAA